UUUUAUUGUUAUUAUUAUUAUGGAUCGAUUACCUAAAGAAAUCAUCUAUAUGAUCAUAAAGGAUUUUAGCUUUGAACAAAAGUUAACUAUGGCUUCUGUUUGUAAGAGUUGGCAUAAAGCAACCCACCGUUGUAUUCUUUAUGAUAAGAUCGCGUUUUAUGGUACUCAAGAUCAACUUAUUCAGACAGUAGAGUCCUUCAAGACAAAAGGACUCCAAGCACAAGUCACAGAAUUCACGAUUCAUUGUGAUGAUAUUACGCUUUCGCUUGUAUUGGGUCUACCUAUGCAAUUUCCUCAUAUCAAGACAUUUCAUGUGAAAUCCAGAAUGGACAUCUAUAUCGACACUUUUUCAAUGCGUGGACCUAAUCGUGUAAACCUAGAGAAUCAAUGGACAUCAAUCAAAAAGAGUCGAAAAAUAAACACAGAUAUUGGUAUCUGGUCUUAUCUGCUUGAAUCGCCUCAUCAACCAGGCAGGACGACUCUUUCCUUAGGCGUCCAUCAUGGUACACUCCCAGACGCCUUUUUUCAGACUGCGCUGCCUUAUUUCAGCCAUUUAAGACUCGAGAAAAUAACGAUUGAUCAAGUCGAAUUAGGCUAUGAUGUAGUAGAACGACUCCACAAAGCACUCACAGACAUAUCUUGUGUCUCUUUUCACAAUGUGAGUUUAGAUGAUUCAGAUACCAUGAUGCUUGUACCAACCACCAAAGCCAAUACAACACAGCUGAUGCUAAAAGGCUUGUUUUCUGAUGCAACACAUCCGAUUGACCGAGAAGAACUGUUGAAUGAAUGGAUCCUGUAUAUUGCUGAGAAAUAUCCACAUCUCACUUCACUUACUAUGAUUGGUACAACCUUGAUGGAAUCAGUGUUUGCAAGAAACUUUUUUUCAUUGAUUCAGAUAGCUGAACAGUGUCAUCGUUUGAAGCAUCUCGAUAUCCAUAGUUGUGCAUUUAUAUCGCCUGUCUUUCGAGCUAUGCAGAAACAUGGUAUUCAACUUGAAAGCUUGACACUUUACCUUGAGAAUGAUGCAGACAGCAGUCAAUUGGAAGCACUGGCUACAUCCACGCAGACAAGAUAUCUCAAGAAACUGCGUAUUGACGAGCAACGCUUGUUGUGCAAACGAGGUGGUCCUGGUGAAACAGGCCUUUUUGAUGCCCUAAAAUCCUUGAUUCAUUUAGAGGAAUUGGUGAUGCAAUCCAGACAUGUGUAUCGGCAUGAUCCCUUGUUCUUAAUGGACAUUCUGAAUCAUGCCCCUCAUCUUCAGAGUCUGGAGAUGUCUGGCCUAGAAAGAGGGAUUGAUGGACCAGCAGCUGAGUAUGCUACAGAAGCAUUGCCUACAGUACAACACACACUACGACUAAAACACUUGAAAAUCGGUCUUUUGCAAUUCAAUGUAGUACAUUCGAUUGAACCCACAAACCAUAUGCUUAAAAGCAUAUUGAGCGCAUCGCCUGAAUUAAUAACAUUUGAAUGCAAAGCCAAUAUAUACCAUCGUGCUGGAUCAGACAAGAGUCGUAGAUUACAUACCAAGUCACUUGAACUCUGCUUUGAGUCCAAUCCUGCCUUGACAUCUAUCCUGGUAGAAUCACUUUACAGGUGUUAUUUUAAAAUCAAUAACAAGACAUACCAGCAAGAAUAUCGUACUGCAUUAAAAGCGGUACCUGAAAUACCAAAACAAGAACCUUAUAUUGCUAUUAAAUCAAUCCAUCCUUCUAUGAUCCGUACAUCUAUAGUGACUGUAUACAAGACCAUUCGUACUAUUUCUUCAAAGCCAUCUAGAUAUAUUUAAGAAUUGUAAGCUUGAAUAAAUGCGUUUUUCUUUUAUUGUUA
Gilbertella persicaria is the source of this 1827-nucleotide messenger RNA. RefSeq lists its product as uncharacterized. Gene Ontology annotation, molecular function: protein binding. NCBI's taxonomy places the organism in Eukaryota, Fungi, Mucoromycota, Mucoromycetes, Mucorales, Choanephoraceae. The record is from RefSeq and is a predicted model, not a curated record. The transcript has a single exon. The coding region runs from base 20 to 1786 and encodes 588 amino acids.